AUGGCUGCGACUGAGAAAGUUCAGCCAACGCUGCGAACAGCACGCCUAGAACUCGUACCUCUCGGGCCAGAACACCGAGAACACACUAUGAAGCUCGACAUGGACCCGAAAGUGAUGAAGCAUGUUGCCUUCGGCCGGCCCUUUACCGAGGACGAGGCGAUUCAAGUGCAUACCUGGCUGAUGGGCUGCGCGAACUCAGUUCCCGGUUUCGGAACGUGGGCAGGCUACACCCAAGGGGAAUUUGUAGGCUGGUGGAUCCUGGGACCAAUCCCUACAAAGGAUGACCCUGAGAAGUUUUUGACCGAUCGCACCGAGUACGGAUUCCGGGUAUCGCCGAAGUUUUGGGGGCAGGGAUUUGCAAAGGAAGGGGCCCGGGAGAUGAUUCGACACGCUUUCGUGGACUUGGGGCUAGUGGAGGUGAUUGGUGAAACGAUGACCGUCAAUACCGCGUCUCGCGCGGUGAUGGCGAGUUGUGGGCUGAAGCAUGUCGAGACCUUUUUCAAUACGUACCCAACACCACCGCCGGGCAUUGAGGAAGGUGAAGUGCGCUAUUCACUUUCAAGGGAGGAGUGGUUUGCGACGCAAGAGGCUGGGGCGUCACGAGGUUCGGACGGGAAAAGCUGGUCGCCUAUCAUGGCCUUGUCUAAGCUGUACUGCUAUCUGCGGAAGAUAUUGCGGUAG
This is a messenger RNA of Penicillium cataractarum, 681 nucleotides long. Its product is annotated as GNAT family N-acetyltransferase. The record is from RefSeq and is a predicted model, not a curated record. NCBI's taxonomy places the organism in Eukaryota, Fungi, Ascomycota, Eurotiomycetes, Eurotiales, Aspergillaceae. Gene Ontology annotation, molecular function: acyltransferase activity, transferring groups other than amino-acyl groups. Bases 1 to 681 code for a protein of 226 amino acids. The transcript has a single exon.